GACAAAUUUUUCUGUUUGCUUCCUGAUAUGUUAUGUGAUGCUUCGAUCAGAUCUAUAAUAUAUUAUCUAAUAGUAAUAAAGAGAUACGUUUCGUAUGUUUAAUCAUAUAUUAUGUUUUAUUCUUUCUUAUUCAACUCAUACUGCGUAAUUAUGUUUAAUAUGUAAUAUUUAAUUAUCUGCUUCAUCAAAGUGCAAAUGCCUCAUCAUAUUUAUUUACCCUAAGAAAUGCGAUCAGCUGUUUGCCAAGGUUAAUUUAUAGAUAUGAAUUUGCUAUAAAAAGAAACUGAAAGUUCUCACUUUCAGUUUUACUUUUCAUCUCGCUUAAAUUAUCAAUCAUGCUACCAUCCAUCUUCUUAGUGAUUGGCGUUCUUGCACAGCAGACAUUCGCUGAAGAACCCGAAGCGAUCGUCGGUGGUCAGACCGCCACACCAGGUGAAUUUCCGCAUCAAGUUUCCUUGAAAUAUAAUGGCAAUCACGUUUGUGGUGGCUCCAUCAUCGCCUCGAAUAAGAUUCUGACGGCUGCACAUUGCGUAACAUUUACAAAACCACCCUACAAAGACUUUAAAGUUGCCACUGGGUCUAUCUCAAUCACUGGAGGAGAACUCCAUAACGUGGAGAAAAUUAUCGUGCAUCCGCAAUACUCUGAUAGAUACGAAGAUGCUUGGAAAAAUGACAUCGCUGUGAUUAAGUUCAAUCAUUUAUUUUAUUCGUUUCAGCUCGCAUCGCCCAUUCAAUAUAAUCAAUUCCAAAAACCGAUCUCCCUCGCCAAGUCUAAACCUUUCCUCGGACAGAUAUGUACUUUAUCAGGAUGGGGUAGGCUACACACGAAUGGACCGCUCCCAAGCAUACUUCAAAAGAUGGUUCAAAUUGUGAUCUCACAGAGCCAAUGUCAGAAAGAGCUCGCUGAUAUGCCUUUGACUGCUUCUCACUUAUGCAUGCUCAAUCGUUCAGGAAUUGGUGCUUGCCUGAAACGUUUGUCUGUCUUUCAGGGUGACAGUGGUGGUCCGCUCAUCUGUGACGGCGUACAGGUUGGUGUUACCUCCUGGGUUGCUCCUUGCGCUAAGGGUUAUCCUGAUGUCUACACUGAUGUCUACUAUCAUCGCACUUUUAUUUAUAAUGUCUAAGAAAA
This is a messenger RNA of Acromyrmex echinatior (Panamanian leafcutter ant), 1129 nucleotides long. Its product is annotated as chymotrypsin-1. Gene Ontology annotation, molecular function: serine-type endopeptidase activity. Gene Ontology annotation, biological process: proteolysis. The record is from RefSeq and is a predicted model, not a curated record. NCBI's taxonomy places the organism in Eukaryota, Metazoa, Arthropoda, Insecta, Hymenoptera, Formicidae.